AAAGCAAAACCCUACGAAAAAACCCCUCCUCUUCCUUCGUCUUUCCUCAUUUUUCCGCAGUUGAGCUCCAACAAUGGGUCGGAAGCUCAAAGAAGCGACUCCUCCGAGCGACCCAGAAAUCCCCAACGACCCAGAACUCAACUCCGAGAAAAAGAAGAAGAAGAAGAAGAAGAACAAAAACAAAGACCCAGAAAACACCAUACACAGUCCCAAGAGAAAGAUCGAAGAACUCGAAAAAACCGAGGAAUUCUCCGAUUCGAAAGAGAGGAAGAAGAAGAACAAGAAGAAGAAGGAGAAGGAGAACAAGAACGAGGACGAGGGUUUGGAAGAGAAUGGGAAAAAUGAACAGAGCGGAAUCCACGAAGAUGGGCAUGUGGCGGUGACGGGGAAGGACGUGAAAGACGCCAAGUACGCGCCACUGAAGUCCUUCGCCGAGUCAAAGCUCCCGAGCGAUGUUCUUCAGUGUUGCCGGAAUUUCGAGAGCCCGUCGCCGAUACAGUCCCGGGCGUGGCCCUUUUUGUUGGACGGUCGGGAUUUUAUCGGGAUUGCGGCAACUGGGUCAGGCAAGACUUUGGCUUUUGGGGUGCCGGGGAUUAUGCAUAUAUUGAAGAAGAGGAAGGGGACGUUCUCCAAAGGAAGGAAUCCUCUUUGCCUUGUGCUCUCGCCUACGAGGGAGCUAGCUCAGCAAAUUUCAGAUGUUCUGUGUGAGGCCGGGAAACCUUGUGGGGUUAUUUCAGUUUGCUUGUAUGGAGGGACAUCCAAGGUGGCUCAAAUAUCUGCUCUGAAGUCUGGUGUAGAUAUUGUUAUUGGAACUCCUGGCCGUUUAAAGGAUCUGAUUGAGAUGGGUGUGUGCUGCCUUAAAGAUGUAACUUUUGGGGUCCUUGAUGAAGCAGAUCGAAUGCUUGACAUGGGAUUUGAACCUGAAGUUCGCCAUAUUUUGGGUCAGACUUGUUCAGCUCGCCAAAUGGUAAUGUUCAGUGCAACGUGGCCUUUAUUAGUCCACCAAUUGGCACAAGAGUUCAUGGAUCCUAAUCCGGUUAAGGUUGUUGUAGGUUCAGAGGAUUUAGCCGCCAACCAUGACGUUAUGCAGAUAGUUGAGGUUCUGGAUGACCGUGCUCGUGAUGCACGUCUGGUUGCUUUGCUGGAGAAAUCCCACAAAUCUGACCAAACGAGGGUUUUGGUAUUUGUCUUGUACAAAGUAGAAGCCACUCGUGUUGAAAACAUGCUGCAAAAGGGGGGUUGGAAGGUUGUUUCAAUACACGGUAACAAAUCACAACAUGAACGUACGAAGGCGCUGUCGUUAUUCAAGAAAGGAACCUGUCCUUUGAUGAUAGCUACAGAUGUGGCAGCUCGAGGAUUGGAUAUACCAGAUGUCGAAGUAGUUAUCAACUACAGUUUUCCUCUUACCACAGAAGAUUAUGUCCAUCGAAUAGGGCGAACAGGACGUGCCGGAAAGAAUGGUGUUGCUCACACCUUUUUCACGCAGCAAAACAAGGGACUGGCUGGAGAGCUGGUAAAUGUUCUCAGAGAAGCUGGGCAAAUUGUACCAGAUUCCCUAUUGAAGUUUGGCACUCACGUAAAGAAAAAGGAGUCUAAGCUCUAUGGAGCUCAUUUUAAAGAAAUUUCGGUGGACGCUCCAAAGUCCAAAAAGAUCACAUUUAACGACUCUGAUGACGAAUAAUGACUCGAGAUUAAACUCAUUCAUUAGUAGGAAGAGUAGAGAAAAAUAUAAAAGUCAUAGAUGCAAUUAGCCUUCUAUAAUAUAACAUUAUCCGUGAAAAGCAGUGUGUCGGAUGUUGAAUUUGCAGUCAUCCGCCAAACAGUAUAUUUAGAUUGAGCUUUUAGAGUGCCUUGCUGGAAAAUGCAGUGUAAUUUUGAUUCCCGUUGAUUAUAAGUUUUCUUUUA
Messenger RNA from Morus notabilis, 1905 nucleotides. Its product is annotated as DEAD-box ATP-dependent RNA helicase 5. Gene Ontology annotation, biological process: rRNA processing. Gene Ontology annotation, molecular function: RNA helicase activity; ATP binding; RNA binding. The coding region runs from base 74 to 1681 and encodes 535 amino acids. The record is from RefSeq and is a predicted model, not a curated record. NCBI's taxonomy places the organism in Eukaryota, Viridiplantae, Streptophyta, Magnoliopsida, Rosales, Moraceae. Gene Ontology annotation, cellular component: nucleolus. The transcript is spliced from 13 exons.